Messenger RNA from Clonostachys solani, 861 nucleotides. Lineage: Eukaryota; Fungi; Ascomycota; Sordariomycetes; Hypocreales; Bionectriaceae. The record is from the annotation of a GenBank genome assembly.
AUGGCCAAAAACACUGUGCCGACUACGGUGGAGUUUCCUCAACCUGGUUGGGAAACGGCCGUCACUUCCGGCGAGCCAAAUGUUGAAGACGGAGAGCAAUCCCAGCUACUGAACGAAGAGAGCUUCAAACCUCCCAGGAAAGAGUCGCUAUGGAGGAGGUUUAGGUCUUGGUUCAUCCACGGUGCCUUCAUGGCACUCUAUCUUAUUCUUCUACCGUCCGCGAUGUCUCUCUGGCCAUGGCACAGACAGAACUGCGUAAGCCAGUUCAAUUCCUAUUCGCCAAUAAAUGACGGCAUCAAAGAAGAGUAUGUCGAUAACUGGUUCAAGGGCUCCUUGUGGUACCAGUCGCCAUACAAAGGGCCGCCGACGCCUGAGGUGAACAGGGCGUGGAAAGAUCUCAUGAAAUACGGCGUCAUCAGCGUAACCGCCGAGGAUAUUCAGCGAAUCGGCCAUAACACGACCGCCGUUCAAUUCCCCGAUGAAGUCGGAGGCGGGUACCUGGCUGUGGCCAUGGGGACUCAUCAUAUUCACUGUCUCUACUUCAUAUGGAAGGAUCAUCACAUGGAUUCCUUCCCACAGUCAAAAAUAAACAAAGAGGAAGUUCCGGAGAUGUACGAGCGGCACUAUGAACACUGCGUCGAUUAUCUUCGCCAGGCGAUCAUGUGCAAUUUCGAUCCCGGCAUUAUACCUUAUUACUGGGUAAGGAAGCAUAAUCAGCCAACUCCAGACGGCAAUACCUUUCACAAAUGCGUCAACUGGGAUCAUCUUCAAGGAUGGUUAAAGGACCGAGCAGUCGAGAUUCCUGAUGACUUUGAGUGGCAUCAACCACCUGAUGCAGUACCACUACCAGACAACCCUUAG